Amphibalanus amphitrite is the source of this 3521-nucleotide messenger RNA. RefSeq names its product actin cytoskeleton-regulatory complex protein PAN1-like. The transcript has 2 exons. NCBI's taxonomy places the organism in Eukaryota, Metazoa, Arthropoda, Thecostraca, Balanomorpha, Balanidae. The coding region runs from base 511 to 2760 and encodes 749 amino acids. The record is from RefSeq and is a predicted model, not a curated record.
GACACGUGCCGGAGCAGAGGUCCCCUCAGACACCUCCGACCCGCCGGCGCCGCUCGGCAAACCUGCAACGGCCGUUGGCAAACAGUCCCUCCCGCCCGGUGUGGAUAUUACGCUGUAACGGGCCCUAUCGGCACCGCGCGGGGGACAGAGAGCAUCGAUCGACCAGUGGCCUAACGACCGCCACUUCCGGCACUAUCCCGGGGGCGGCGCGACGGACCGACGCCGCACCUAUCGACGCACGUGCAGGAGAGGAGCACAAACCGAGCGGGGCGGACGGACUGACCGGCAGUGGUGGUGUGGUGGCUCCGUGAAGUGGUUAUCUGUGACGGAGAGAAAACUGACGGCUUCAGUGGUGACUUUCGGUGAGUUUGGUGGCCGCCGUGUGCCCGCGGGCGAGGACGCUGUCCGUUGUAAAUACCGCGGACGGAGUGACCUUGCUAAAAGGCCUCGAAGUGUGCCAGUGAUAACUGUGAGGACUAACUGAGGACUGAGGAAGACAAGGGCGUCGCGAUGCGGUUUAACCGUGCCGAGGUGACCCGGCGACCGGUGCGAGGUCGCGGCCUGGCCCGCCGCAGUGCCGCUGACCUGAAGCCGAUCCUGUCCCCGGCCAAACGGGCGCUGACCUAUCAGCGGCGCAGCGCGCGGCUGCUGCUCUGGAGCGGCGUGCUGAGCCGCUCUCAGCUGCGUGACCUCGGCUCCAGCCCCGGGCUGGCCGCAGUGCCGCUGUCGAGGUCACGGCUCGACGUGACCUCGCCCCAGGGUGGGUCAGAGGCUGACCUGACCGGGCAGCGGGUCACGGACAGAGCGGCGGAGGAUGGCGGCAGAGCAGAGAGUGGUGGUCGGGCAGAGGUGAACGGAGUGGAAUACGGCGCUGGUGGUGGUGUGAGCAAGGGACACGAGACGACGGAAAACUCAGAACAGGAAGUCCGACUUCCGCAAGCUGACCGGAAGCAUGGUGAGAAUGUUCAGUCUAUGUCCAAAUCAAAGACGUCAAACGUAGAAGCUGCUCAAAAGGCCCCGGAACCCAGGGAAAUAGUGAAGCCAGCCGACACGGGAGCGCCGCCAAGUCGCCGAGUUGCGCCGCCCAAACCUCCGCGGCCGAGCAAAUCGGCCACCAACCUGCUGGCGUCGGUCACCAGCGGCCGGCGUCCGGGGCCCAGCACCAGGUCAGCUCCCAGUCUGCUGAGCGCCGCCGUCGCUCAGCAGUCAGCAGUCAGCUCAGCUGCAGCAAUGAGCCAAACGGCUGAGAGGCAGCAGCACGAGCAAAAGCAGUCGCGGGAGCAGCAGCAGGAACAACAGCAGUCGCGGCAGCAGCAGCAGCAGACGGAGAGCAGCCCCACCGAGCUCACCUCCUCAGGUGGCCGCUCGGCAGUCGACCUCCCCCGGACCAGCGCCAAGAUGUCGGAGCAGACGGCCGAUAGCAGCCAGCAGCUGCGCGAGUCGCAGCGCGCGCUGAAGCGCACCCGGCAGCACCUGCAGCUGCAGGAGGCGCGCAGCCGGCAGCUGGUGACCGCCUGCGCGGCCAAACUGCGCGACCAGCAGGCCGAGGCCGCGCGCGCCGAGGCGCUCAAGGAGCGCCAGUUCCAGCGCAUCCUGCAGCAGCUGGCCGUGCUCCAGAGCAAGCUGAAGCGCGAGCAGAAGCUCAUCUACCAGGAGAUGUCGGAGCGCGAGCAGCUGUCGCAGCAGCAGGCGCGCGAGCUGGAGCGGCUGCGGCGCACCAACCGCCGGCUGCUCGGCAAGGUGACGCGGCUGAGCGCGCCCUGCGCCCGCUGCGGCACCAAGCCAGACAGCGGCAUCAGCGACUGCGACGAGCCCGACGAGCUGGCGCCCAAACAGGCCAAGACGGGCGGCUCGCCCGACUCGGCGCUGGCCUCGGCAGAGAGCAGCGACACCGCCAGCCCGCCCACCGCCGAGCGCGGCAUCAUGAAGACCACGCGCGAGCAGCGCAAGGCGCCGCCCAAGACGGUCACCUUCUCCCUGAGCGACGAGCCGCGCGAGCGCGAGAAGUCUGCGCCGCGCCGGCCGCCGCUGCCGCUCAAACCGCGCCUCAUCCUGCCGCCGAGCGCUCACGUGAACGGCGCCACCUUCGGCCAGCCGUCGAUCGUCAGCACCAUCAGCCAGCUGCUGGGAGUGGAACUGGAGGCCGCCGCAGCGCGGCAGGCGGCCGCCACGACCCCGGCGCCGCUCUCCGCCAUACCCGAGGACCUGGAGAGCUCCCGGGAGGCGGCGCCCGCCAGCCAGCCCUCCGAGGAUAAGGAGAAUGUGCCUCAGGAGACCACAAAGGCAGGCGAGGAGCCGGCGCCCGUCCAGGAGUCCAACCACAAACCGAAAAACGCGCCCCGAUCUCGGUCAAAUAUCAAUCUGAUCAUGAGCGAACACGAAGGUGUCAAGAUAAAAGACAACUUCGAGGAGUUCAAGUUCGAGGAGGAUAUCUCCGGCAGCGUGUGCUCGGACACCGCGAGCGAGCGCAGCGCCGACAGCGGCCGGGACGAGAAGCUCAGCUUCGACCGGCGGGCGGGAGAUGGCGCUGAGUCCGAGCCGGCAGAAACCCAGCCGAUCAUUGCCAACUACGACAAGUUCCUCGAGCAGUCGGGCCUCAGCCAAAAGUCGAUCCGCACCCCGAAGCGUCUCUUCACCAACCACCGGUCGAUGUUGAAGCCCAGCGACGUCAAACACCGACACCGGACCAAGCUGCUGGACGGCUUCACCAUAGAGGACGUGUCGCCGACCAGUGUACGCUACUACUCGGAGGAGCUGUAGCGUCCCCUGCUCCCAGACUCCGCCGCGCUGCCGUCCCAGCCGCUGCUGUGGACGGCGGGCGGUUCAGUGAUAGAUGAGGCGGCCGACGCGCGUCUCGCCAGUGGUGCUCCUACCGACCGUCGCGGUCAGGUUGUGCGCGUGUCCGGACCUCCAGUGUGUGUCUGUGUGUGGAGUACGCGCCUGUGCGCGAUAGUUCGUCCAGCUGAGAGCGGAGGCCGGUCGGCCGCAGCGCCAGCCGCCCCCGCCCCCGCCCGGCGCCGGAUCGUCGCCGCCGCCCAGCGCGGCCGCCGGCUGAGUCACGGGCGCACCCGGCCCCAGGGCGCAGACCCGCCUCUGUCCGGCAGAGGACGGGAGCUGCGCGGGGCGGAGAGAGGGACAGAGGCGAGAGCCGGCCACAGAGAGGGACAUCGCAGCGCUCCGAGGGACAGCGCUUCCUGUGGCGGAAAAUCGAAACGCCAAACCGCUGCACCGUCGCUACAACACGUCUGAGCGUGUUCGCCGGUGUGACGUCCGGUCCUCUCUCGCCGUGGCCACCUCUCUCCAGCGGGGGCGGUGGCGGCUGGGACGCUGCGGAGGCAGCCGACCGCCUCACGCUGCUCCGUCGGCGUCUUCUUGUUUCGCUGUCGCUCUAUGUCAGAGUAUAGAGGCCGUCACCAUGCUGACAGGCCGUCCCGAGUCGGCCCGGCCGGCACAAUGUCAGGUAGACUGCCCUGUGUCAGAUGUGUAGUCAUUUAUGCAAAUAGACAUGUGUAUAAUUCGUA